AUGACAUGGCUCUCUGUGCCCCAGGCCAAGGGGCUGAUGCUGCAAAAUUCUUCCUUUCUAGCGGUCUCGAACCAGCACGCAUUUAGCAGCGGCGAGUAUCGGGUUCAGCAUUCUUAUUUGGUGGUACGGUUACCUUGGUGCCGUUCCGGCCCCUGGCAUCAGCAUAAAAUAGAGCGGUUUACUUCUUCAGUUGCCUGGCAUGGUGGAUCUGAUCCAUGGUUUCGAUUUGCAUUGAAGACUUCUUGUGUUAUGGAUCCCAGCAUGGGUAAUGAUCUGGUCCAACUCUUUGGUGUUAUCGAGAUGUGGUGCAAACGAACUACUGGACAACGAGAUGAAUUGAUUGGACUGGUGAAACUUCCGUUUGCCUCAAUCGCUCAGGCUUAUGCUAGCAGCAGUUCUGUUUUGCGAGGAAAACUUAUUAAUUCUUUGGUAAGCAUUAUUCGAUAUCCACGUAAGGGUUCAACUUUCCCUCCACACUGCACAAGAUCGGAUAUCCACCGAACAACUUGA
Protopolystoma xenopodis is the source of this 510-nucleotide messenger RNA. Lineage: Eukaryota; Metazoa; Platyhelminthes; Monogenea; Polystomatidea; Polystomatidae. The record is from the annotation of a GenBank genome assembly.